Ilyonectria robusta is the source of this 1060-nucleotide messenger RNA. Its product is annotated as acyl-CoA N-acyltransferase. The coding region runs from base 150 to 854 and encodes 234 amino acids. Gene Ontology annotation, molecular function: acyltransferase activity, transferring groups other than amino-acyl groups. Lineage: Eukaryota; Fungi; Ascomycota; Sordariomycetes; Hypocreales; Nectriaceae. The transcript has a single exon. The record is from RefSeq and is a predicted model, not a curated record.
AGACGGGACAAUCUUGAAGUACAAAAACCCUGAUAAUGCCGAAUGAGACUCGUUUUCAGACUGCAAGGGGUGAAAGGGAACCAUCUCGAUUCAUGCAUUUUACCUGACAUCAUCACACGCUACCACGACUCCUAAGCAACUCGGUCACGAUGGAUGUUCCGCACGACAUCAUCAACGCCUAUCAGUCGGCACGUCUCCAGUACAUCCGUGCCGACGCCUUGGACGAAGACUUUAAAGCAUUUGUCCCGCAAAUAGAACAGGACCCCGUCAUUCAAGUACUUGCUGCAUCGACCAUGCUAAAACCCAAAGGCAAAACAGACUUCAACUCGUAUGCCGAGUCUGUGGCCGCGUCAUUGCUCGGCGUUGCGGUGUGUCUUUUGCCGGAAGAAGGGCGAAAACGAGAGCAUAAAGGAAGCGCAGACUUGAGCAUGCAAGAACCGGAUGAAGCUCACCAAGACAAAUUGGCCGAGUGCCAAGAACGGGGAAAGAAGCCAACAAUCAUCGGUGUCAUGUGUCUGGGCUGGGGCGGCAUAUCCCCAUCCAUCGCACACCACCGUAGCGCCCCCAUUGGUAUCAGCCUUGCAAAACCGUACCAGAAUAAAGGCUACGGGCGCGAGGCGAUAGAUUGGAUGCUCGAUUGGGCGUUCAAGCACGCAGGUCUGCACUCGGUGACGAUCAGCGCAGCGUCAUAUAAUCCCCGAGCAAUCCACCUAUAUCAAGGCAUUGGGUUCUCGCUUGAUGGACGCAGGAGGGAGACGAUUUGGUAUAAUCGGGGAUGGCACGAUGAGCUAGAUUUUGGCAUGACGGAGUGGGAGUGGGAGGGUUUGAGGGGGUUUGAGCCGUCGCGAACAUGAGGAAAAUAUGGCGGGAAGUCUUGUGUUGGAGCGAGAGUCAUCAGCACAGGGGAACUCAAUCUGUCAUUAGUUAGUUUUACCAGUUAAAUAAUUCAGUUAUGCGCCAGUGGCUGUCGCUUGCCUGAAUUAAUUCCUCUUUUGGUCUAACGGCAAGACUGCUCUAUUGAAGCUUGCAAAGAAGCAGAAGGGUACAGUGCGUAAGUACU